Molecule: messenger RNA, 3902 nt
Organism: Salvia hispanica
Lineage: Eukaryota; Viridiplantae; Streptophyta; Magnoliopsida; Lamiales; Lamiaceae
Product: ARM repeat superfamily protein
Biological process (GO): RNA export from nucleus; protein export from nucleus
Cellular component (GO): nucleus; cytoplasm; RNA nuclear export complex
Molecular function (GO): RNA binding; nuclear export signal receptor activity
Source: RefSeq, a predicted model, not a curated record
UUCUUAACGAGACAAUGAUUCACUAAACUCCUGCACGCUGCAGAAGUAUUACGCAAGUCUUUCAAAUUCAAAACCCUUUCCCUUUUUCGCUUACUAAAUUAUUCAGCGAAAGUUGGAGAAAUUAUCGCCACCACCUCCGCCUCCGCCGCUGAAGCUGGAAGCAGGGGAAGGACAGGAAUGGAGGAGAGCGGAAUCUCAAACAAUGUGGCUCGAGCCAUAACCGCCGCACUCGACUGGACCUCCUCUCCCGAUGCUCGCGCCGCCGCUCACUCAUACUUAGAAACUAUAAAAGCUGGAGACACGCGUGUGCUGGCAAGUACCUCGUUUGUUUUGGUCAAGCGAGAUUGGUCACCCGAAAUCCGACUGCAUGCUUUUAAAAUGCUCCAGCAUCUGGUGCGAUUACGUUGGGAAGAACUAAGCCCUGUGGAAAGGAGGCACUUUGCAAAUGUAGCUGUUGAUUUGAUGUCAGAAAUUGGCAACCCUUGUGAAGAGUGGGCUUUGAAAAGCCAGACAGCUGCUCUUGUUGCUGAGAUAGUCAGGAGAGAAGGCCCGACUCUAUGGCAGGAGCUUUGGCCAUCUAUAGUUACACUCUCGAACAUGGGUCCUAUACAGGCUGAGCUGGUACUAAUGAUGCUAAGGUGGCUUCCAGAAGAUAUCACUGUACACAAUGAGGAUUUAGAAGGGGAUAGGCGCAGGAUGUUACUACGAGGGCUAAGUCAGUCUUUGCCAGAAAUAUUUCCUCUGUUGUUCACUAUGCUAGAGAAGCACUACGGAGCUGCAUUGAUGGAAGCUGGUCGGCAGCAAAUGGAUGUUGCAAAGCAGCAUGCAGCAGCACUAAUAGCUGCUAUAAAUGCUGUUAAUGCAUAUGCUGAGUGGGCUCCUUUAUCUGAUCUUGGAAAAUAUGGAAUUAUAUAUGGUUGCGGGUUCUUACUCUCUUCUCCAGAUUUUCGCCUUCAUGCAUGCGAGUUUUUUAAAAUUGUUGCAGCAAGGAAAAGGCCUCUAGAUGAUGGUUCUGACUUUGAUACUGCAAUGAAAGUUGUUUCUGAGACCUUGAUGAAUGCCAGCAAAGAUUUUCUUAACAAAUCAAAUAGUGUUGUCAGCAAUGAGAGUGAAUUCGAGUUUGCCGAAUAUAUAUGCGAAAGCUUGGUUUCAUUGGGUUCCACAAACUUGCAAUGUCUUACUGCUGAUAGCACAUCUCUCACAUUUUAUCUUCAACAGAUGCUGGGGUUUUUCCAACACUCAAAAUUGGCACUUCACUACCAUUCUCUACUGUUUUGGCUGUCAUUUAUGCGGGACAUAUUGUCCAAAUCUAAGACUGGUUUGGUUGAUGACCCAAACACUAGUACUGGACGAACUGAAAACGAAAAGGCAAGGUUACUAGCGUUAGUAACUGAUGAUAUAUGCAGUGCCAUUUUAGUGACAUCCUUCAAACGGAUGCUGAAGAAAGAAAAUGUCUACACUGAGAUGACACCGACUGUUGGAACAUUAGAGCUCUGGAGUAAUGAAUUUGACAACAAAAUAGAUUUUAGUAACUACCGCUCACGUCUGUUGGAAUUGAUCCGUUUUUUCACAUCCACCAAGCCACUUUUAGCUGCUGCUAAAGUUUCGGAGAGAACUACUGCAGCUAUAAAGAACCUGAUGGUUGCUUCCUCGUCUACUAAAGACUUGGCCAUAAUGGAGAGCAUGCAUUUGGCUUUGGAAAAUAUUGUCGUAACUAUUUUUGAUGGAUCAAAUGAAUAUAGCAAGAUCAGCCCUGACCUUCAGCAUUCAUUACGUCAAACUUUGGAAGGCCUGCUUCAACAACUUAUAUCCCUGAAAUGGACUGAACCAACUAUGGUGGAAGUUCUGGGUCACUAUUUAGAUGCAUUGGGUCCUUUCCUGAGGUACUAUCCCGAUGCUGUUGGCAGUGUAAUCAAUAAACUAUUCGAACUAUUAACAUCCCUACCUGCCAUGGUCAAGGAUCCUUCGACAAGUGCUGCCCGGCGUGCAAGAUUGCAGAUAUGUACAUCCUUCAUUCGAAUUGCUAAGGCUGCUAACGAAAGCCUCUUACCUCACAUGAAGGGAAUUGCUGACACUAUGAUGUAUUUGCAAACAGAAGGUGUUCUACUGCGUGCAGAACAAAAUAUUCUAGGUGAAGCAUUUCUUAUUAUGGCUUCAUCUGCUGGGACUCAGCAACAACAGGAAGUUUUGCUCUGGUUGCUUGAGCCUUUGAGCAAACAAUGGACUCAGCUGGAGUGGCAAGAGGCAUAUUUGACUAAUCCGACCAAUUUAGUACACCUUUGUGCUGAUACACGGUUUAUGUGGUCAAUAUUUCACAUAGUGACAUUCUUUGAGAAGGCACUUAAGCGGAGUGGUUACAGAAAAGGUAGUUUGAGUAUAGAAAACAGUUCGAAAACAACUCCUGAUGCUCAUCCAAUGGCUUGCCAUCUCCUAUGGAUGAUGCCGCCUCUGCUUAAACUGCUUCGUUCAAUACAUUGCCUUUGGUCUCCGCCUGUUACUCAAGUGCUUCCUGGAGAAAUGAGGGCAGCAUUAGGUAUGAGUGAUGCUGAAAAAAUCGGUCUUCUUGGAGAAGGAAAGCAUAAAUUGCCCAAGGGUUCGUUGACAUUUAAUGAUGGAUAUCCGUCUGAUAUCAGCAAAGAAGCUUAUUCAGAGGCUAGUGGAAAUGACAUACGAAAUUGGUUGAAGGGAAUACGAGAUAGCGGGUACAGCAUAUUAGGUUUAUCUGCAACGCUUGGAGAUUCCUUUUUCAGAUCCAUAGACUCUCAUUCUGUUGUUGUCUCAUUGAUGGAAAACAUACAGCACAUGGAGUUCAGGCAUAUAAAGCAGCUUGUGCACUCGGCUUUAAUUCCAUUGGUUAAAUGCUGCCCCUCAGAUCUGUGGGAGGUUUGGCUAGAAAAGCUCUUGCAUCCAUUACUUCUCCAUGUACACCAGGCUCUGAGUAGUUCGUGGUCUAGUUUAUUACAAGGUGGGAAGGCAAAGGUUCCUGACUUGAGUGGCAUAGUUGUGGGGUCAGACUUAAAAGUGGAAGUCAUGGAGGAAAAGCUUCUUAGGGAUCUAACACGUGAGAUGUGUUCCCUUCUUUCUGUUCUAGCUUCUCCUGGACUCAAUGCUACAGUUCCAUCCUUGGAGCAGGUUGGUCAAAUGAACCACACAGAAGAUUCUUGUAAGAGAGACCUAAAUGCAUUUGCUUGCAGUUCUAUGGUUGGAUUUGUAUUGCAUAACAAAAGUCUUGCAGUUCCAGUCUUAAAAAUAUGCGUUGAAGCACUUGGUUGGAGCGAUAGUGAAUCUAUGUCUAAAGUUUCUACAUUUUGUGGCUUAGUAGUUCUCCUUGCAGUUUCAACAAAUAAUGUGGAGCUCAGACAAUUCGUAUGCAAAGAUUUGUUUUCUGCUAUAAUCCAGGGUCUAACCCUCGAGUCCAAUGCUUUUGUAAGCGCUGACUUAGUUGGUCUCUGUCGUGAAAUCUUUGUGUACCUGUCUAAUCGAGAUCCAUCACCCAGGCAGAUUCUGCUCUCUCUCCCUUGUAUUACCCAACAAGAUUUAUUUGCUUUUGAAGAAGCUUUGUCGAAGACGGGUAGCCCCAAGGAGCAAAAGCAGCACAUGAAAAGUCUUUUGAUUAUGGCAACAGGAAACAAGUUGAAGGCUCUUGCAACUCAAAAAGGUGUAAAUGUCAUCACGAAUGUCACAACGAGGUUCCGCACAUUGGAUGCAGCUCCACAAUCAAACCAUGAUGAAGAAGAUCGCAUUGGAUUGGCUGCAAUCACAUAAACGGAUUCUUUUGCUGCAUAUUUUGUCACAUAGGUUCUACUUUUGUUCUGGAGAGAUGCCCCAGUGUGGAAAUAGUCCAACAAUUAUAUAUGUAAAUCUGGUACAUGCUAGUGGCUAAUUAGUGAGAUUUCACACCA